UUCUGUAGUUGAAAAACGCGUAGUUAAAAUUUUCUUCUUUCCCUAACCCCUUAUAUCAACCUUUCUCUCUUUAUCGUUCCUCUCACAACUAAAACCAAAAAAAAAAAAACUUCAUUUCUAUCCGAGUCAACUCAUUCUGAAACUAAAUGAACUCGGACACGCUUCCCUCCUCCACGGCGUCGUUUUGGUGCUAUAGCUGCACGCGUUUCGUUCACCUUUUGGAUCACAAUGACGUCGUUUGUCCCCACUGCACAAGCGGUUUUGUGGAAGAGAUUCACGCCGGUAACUCUCCGGCUGUUUCCUUGUUCGCAGACGGAAUCCAUUCUUCCAGGAGACAAACCUCCCGCCGGAGACGUCGUAACGCUGGCAACAGAUCGCCUUUCAAUCCUGUAAUCGUGCUUCGCGGACCUAGAGAGGACAACGGCGGUAGCGGCGGCGGUGAAAGUGAGGGGAGUAGCUUUGAAUUGUAUUAUGAAGACGGCAAUGGCGCCGAUCUACGUCCGCUUCCGCCUAAUAUGUCGGAGUUAUUGCUUGGUUCCGGCUUCGAUCGAUUGCUCGAGCAAUUCUCUCAGAUCGAAAUCAACGGUUUCGGUAGGGCGGAGAAUCCACCGGCGUCAAAGGCGGCGAUAGAGUCAAUACCAACGGUGGACAUCACCGACGCAGAGGUGGAAGAAGAAACGCACUGUGCGGUUUGCAAAGAAGCAUUCGAGCUUGGUUCAGAGGCGCGUAAGAUGCCGUGCAAGCAUCUUUACCAUUCCGAUUGCAUUCUCCCAUGGCUUUCGAUGCGAAACUCGUGCCCGGUCUGCCGCCACGAGUUACCUUCCGAUCAAAACCUAAACCAAAACCCCUCGGAGAGUAGAUUAUCUGGCCAGACCGAUGAAGAAGCGGUUGGAUUGACGAUAUGGAGAUUACCAGGAGGUGGAUUCGCCGUCGGGAGAUUCACCGGUGGUCGGAGAGCCGGUGAGAUUCAGUUACCGGUUGUUUACACUGAGAUGGACGGCGGUAAUAACUCAAACGAAGAUUCUAGAAGCGUCUCUUUGGCAGUAGGAAGCAAUAGAGUUAGAGAGAGACGUGGAAUUCGCAGAAUUUUUCGUAAUUUUUUAUCGUUUUUUGGUUCCGUUAAUUUAAACCGUAGCCGUAGCGUUUCUGGUUCUGGUUCUGGUUCAUUUUUUAGUAGAAGUUCACGGAGAAGAAGCAGAACUUGGGUAACGGAAUAAUUAUUUGGUUACUGUUGAGAUGAAGUUAUGUUUGAAAAGCAAUUAAAUUAAAUUAUUCGUUUAGUGUAAAAUUAAUCAAUGAUUUAGUUGAUUCGUUUUGUAAGAAUUCCCUUAAGAUUGCUAAUGCAAUACAGAAUUAUCCAAUUUGCAAUGCAACUAGUUAAUGAUUAUUGUUGGCGUUUGUUUGUUGGGUUGGUGGGUAAAUGAUGAUGAUACAUUGACACUCCAUAAAGCAUGCGUUUCAUGAUUUUGUCCAUCCUCUCUGUCUAUGUUUAUUUUAACGCCUACUUGCGUAAUUAUGGACAUAGUGGUUGCUAAAAGAUAAAGGCUGUUUUGUUUUCCAUGUUGCUUUGGCUUUUAGCUUUACUCUUUUGGUUUUUGAUAGGUAUGGUGGAGCAAAAUUUAUGCCCAUACCGCUAGCAGUGAAGUUAAGUGCUACUUGACUAGUUCGUGUCUUGGUUGCAACAAGGGGGUCUCUUUGAGUUUUAGUCAGUCGUUGUAACCGUGUCUACUGUAGACAUACUAUUAGUAUGUUGAAUACGUCUGAAAGGACUUGGCUAAACAUUGUUCACUGAUUGUUGUCUGGUCGUGUUGAAUAUGACAACUGUAUUACACUUUAAUUCGACUAAUCAAUUCAUGAAUUUUGGCAUGUUUUGGUUAGGAGUUCAGCUGACUAAAGUUGAACACUUCCAAGUUCCAACCACUAUAAACAAAAUUUAAUUUAAUUACACAAAUUGAUAUUUGAUCAUCUACGAAGAGCCUAUUUGUUUUAACU
This is a messenger RNA of Vicia villosa (hairy vetch), 1992 nucleotides long. RefSeq names its product E3 ubiquitin-protein ligase RDUF2-like. Gene Ontology annotation, cellular component: cytoplasm. The coding region runs from base 147 to 1217 and encodes 356 amino acids. The transcript has a single exon. NCBI's taxonomy places the organism in Eukaryota, Viridiplantae, Streptophyta, Magnoliopsida, Fabales, Fabaceae. Gene Ontology annotation, molecular function: ubiquitin protein ligase activity. The record is from RefSeq and is a predicted model, not a curated record. Gene Ontology annotation, biological process: protein ubiquitination.